Messenger RNA from Sinocyclocheilus grahami, 857 nucleotides. Its product is annotated as endothelin-converting enzyme 2-like. Gene Ontology annotation, molecular function: S-adenosylmethionine-dependent methyltransferase activity. Bases 120 to 851 code for a protein of 243 amino acids. The transcript has 3 exons. The record is from RefSeq and is a predicted model, not a curated record. NCBI's taxonomy places the organism in Eukaryota, Metazoa, Chordata, Actinopteri, Cypriniformes, Cyprinidae.
ACAACUGGGCUUGUCAUGGUGUUAUACACACCAUCACAACAACAAAUAGGACAGCAACGCAUGUUUUAAUAACAAGCUUUUAAUAACACGUAUGACCUUCAUUUCUAUUUUAUAUCAGGAUGGAAUAUUUUCCGGACUCUAACGCCAACUAUAAAGAUGUUAAUUACUGGAAUGAGCGGUAUCGGACGGAGGAGAGCUUCGAGUGGUUCGGUGACUUCACUAAAUUGAAACAUCUGCUCAAACAGCACGUGGGAACGGAAGAAAACAUUUUGAUGCUAGGUUGCGGUAAUAGUGCUCUGAGCUAUGAUAUGUACCAGGCUGGCUACACCUCCAUCACUAAUGUGGAUUACUCCAGCGUUUGUGUGGAGAGUAUGGCGGAGAGACACAAGGACUGCACUCAGCUCAGCUGGCUGUGCAUGGACGCCCGGCGACUGGCCUUCCCUGACGGUGUGUUUGAUGUGGUUUUGGAGAAGGGAACUCUGGAUGCCAUGCUGGUGGAGGAGAGCGACCCGUGGAAGGUCUCUGAGAAUGCUGCCAGACUGCUGCACCAGGUCCUCUUGGAGGUCAGUCGUGUUUUGAAACCUGGUGACCGUUUCAUCUCUGUCACAUUUGCGCAGCCACAUUUUCGUAAGAGACUCUACGCUCGAGCAGAGUUCAACUGGUCUAUCAUGCACUAUCACUAUGGCAGAAGCUUUCACUACUUCCUGUAUGUUCUCACCAAAGGGGAGGAGCUUAGCCCAGAGGACGCUGCAUUGGAGAGGAGACUGCUCAUGGAAGCUGAGGCCCCGCCCACCGAAGUAAAAUUUCAGGAAGCGGAUUCUGAGGACUUCCUGAAUAACAUUGGAUUAUAGGGACAU